AUGGUGCAGGACGCUUACAACCUGUACAUGGAACUGUGGGAGAAGAUCGACGAGAGAGGCAUCAAGAAACGGGUCGCGCGCCACUUGAAGGCCUGUCGCUCGAGCAGCGAAAUAAUCGCGUACGUGCGCAGCUUGCUGGACCAGUUCCGUUUGCUGGAUUUGACCGGCCUGCCUGGCGACGGCAAAAACGAUGCCGAGGCGAUCGCUUGCCGGAAGCGGGGCAACGGGCUGGUGAAUCCGCGGAUCGCGCGAUACGUCAGCGCCAUCCGGUUCUACAACAAGAGCAUUGCUUUGGCCGAGGCCAACUCGGCGGCCCUGGCGGAAGCGUAUGGCAACCGGUCGGCGGUUUGUUUCGCGCUUAAGGAGUACCAAGCCGCGCUGGACAACAUUCGGUUGGCGCGGGAGAAUCCGUACCCGGAGAACCUGAUGCAUUUGGUGGACAAGCGCGAGCAGGACUGUCGGCAGUUGCUGAGCGAGGUUGGUGAACAGGGCGAGUUGAAGGACGAAUUAGCGGCAAAGGUUGAGUUGAGCCACGAACCCAAUCCGAAAAUUCCGCAAAUUGCCAAUUGCCUGGAGCUGAAGCACGAGGACCAGUACGGACGAUGCAUUGUGACGAACCGCAACUUGAAGGUAGGAGAUGUUGUCAUCAUUGAGAAACCUCACUCGACCGUGUUGGAUGAAGAGCUACGCUAUUUGCAUUGUGACUAUUGUAACCAGGAAGCAUUCUUGAGCUUGAUUCCGUGCAAGCAGUGUUCGAUCACGAUGUUUUGCUCAAACGCUUGCUACCAGAGCGCACUGGAUAGCUACCACCGCCUGGAGUGUCCGGUCACCAAGGACAUACGCUUGCUUUUCCCGAAUGUCAUGGUUUUGGCUUUUCGAACUUUGGCGAAGACGAUUACAAGUUUCAACAACAAUCUGGACGAACUGAAGCUGUUUACGGAAUGCGUGGAGCAAACAAGUCCGAGCCCGUUCGACUAUGACUGGACCACGAUUGGCGCCAAGGAUGUGUACGCGACAAUCCAUUCCAUGUCAACUCUACAGGGUAAGCACACUGCUAUAGAUCUGCUUCAGCACGCGGUUUAUGCCAUCGUCAUGAGCGAGCUGUUGUUUGGCAAGACCUUGCUGGGCGAACUGUGCGGAACUAACGAAGCCCAUCGGGACUUUAUCCGUGUACUCGCCCUUCACCUGUGUCAUAUUGCUCCGGUUAACUUUCGGACCCAGGACUACAUGGAUUACACACCGAAAGGGAGGGAACAAUUCGGCGCCAAGAACCACUUCACCGCAUCGUACCCCAUCAUGAGCCUGAUGAACCACUCCUGUGCCCCGAACGUGGACCGAAUCGAUAUGCCAAGUUCACGGGCAAUCGUCGUGAUUCGACCCAUCAAGAAGGGUGGCCAGCUGUUCGAUAACUAUGGCAUGCACUACUGCUUCGCCAAGCGCGACGAGCGUCAGACCGAACUGAUGGAUCUGUACUACUUCGAGUGCAAGUGCGAAGCUUGCGUGCGGAAUUACACCAUCUACCGAUUGCUGCCCACCAAACUACGGGGCGGGAGCUUCGCCAGCGUGAUGUCGCCGGAGAUCGACGAAAAGCUGACUCGACACGACAAACGGGCCGCUGCGGCUGUGCUGCCGGCGUGUUACAAGUUUCUGGAAAAGCUGGACCACCUGUACCCGUGCCUGGAGCUGAGCGCAAUGCAGCUUUCCGUUCAGCGAUGCUUUCAGAUGCUGUACAGCUUGGAGUCGGGCAAAGAAAAGUACAAGGACAUUUGCCUGAUUUAGAAGGGGGUUGGGUGGACGUUACUUUUCUGUCUAUGUUUUUUUGCGGAGCAGCAAUUUGUUUUUAAUAAUUUCUUAUAAUUUACAUUUAUCCAUUGACUAACAACUAUCAUACGAAGUGUAUCAAACGAUACUCUGAAUAAAGUUUGUUCUCUUCCUCCAACGAAAUCUUCUUAUCAAUUUACUCCAAUGAAGACACGCAGACAAGUGCAGGCGUUCUCGGAUGAUUGGCUUGUAUCACUAGUCGGCAACAACGACACACACGAGAGUGUAUCAUUCGAUGUUUCAGUUGAGUUGAAUGUUACAAUUUUGGAAUAGUUUGAGCAACAUAAAAUGAUAAAGAAGU
Messenger RNA from Culex quinquefasciatus (southern house mosquito), 2122 nucleotides. RefSeq names its product SET and MYND domain-containing protein DDB_G0273589. Gene Ontology annotation, molecular function: protein binding. Bases 1 to 1779 code for a protein of 592 amino acids. The transcript is spliced from 2 exons. Lineage: Eukaryota; Metazoa; Arthropoda; Insecta; Diptera; Culicidae. The record is from RefSeq and is a predicted model, not a curated record.